This is a messenger RNA of Eupeodes corollae, 1812 nucleotides long. RefSeq names its product maltase A2-like. The transcript has 8 exons. Gene Ontology annotation, biological process: carbohydrate metabolic process. The record is from RefSeq and is a predicted model, not a curated record. NCBI's taxonomy places the organism in Eukaryota, Metazoa, Arthropoda, Insecta, Diptera, Syrphidae. Bases 53 to 1786 code for a protein of 577 amino acids.
UCCUUAGUUUUAGUAAAAAAAGGUCUAUGAAGCUACUCGGUUCUAGAAAAAAAUGGAAAAGAGAUUUGUGCUAUUUUUUGUUCUGAUUUUCUUGGUAAACAGUCUCCCAGCUUCAACACAAACAAUUGAUUGGUGGGAGGAUGGAUCUCUCUACCAAAUUUAUCCGAGAUCUUGGAAAGAUAGUGAUGGUGACGGGGUUGGUGACUUAAAAGGCAUAACUGAAAACUUGGAGUUUCUAAAAGAAAUUGGAAUGACUGGUGCAUGGUUGUCACCUAUAUUCAAGUCUCCAAUGUCUGAUUUUGGAUACGACAUUUCGGAUUUUUACAAUAUUGAUCCACUUUUUGGCAGUUUGGAGGAUUUUGAUGAGCUUGUGGUGAAAGCGAAGAAAAUCGGAUUGAAGAUUAUUUUAGAUUUUGUACCAAAUCAUUCGAGUGACGAAUGUGAGUGGUUUGAAAAGUCAAUAAAUCGUGAAGAUGGUUACGACGAUUUCUACGUAUGGGACAGCGGUAAAGAUGAUCCCAAAAAUCCAGGAAAAAAACUUCCUCCAUCGAAUUGGUUAAGUGAGUUUGGAGGUAAAGCUUGGUCUUGGAAUGAAAAACGUCAACAAUUUUAUUUGCACCAAUUUCAAAACAAGCAACCUGACCUUAAUUUCAGAAACGAAAAAGUACACAAAACAAUGUUAGAUGUCUUGAAAUAUUGGUUAGACCGAGGUGUCGAUGGAUUCCGCAUUGAUGCGGUCCCGUUUUUCUUUGAAAAGAUCAACGAAGAUGGGUCUUACCCCGAUGAACCUGUUAGCGGGCAAACAACCGAUCCAGAAAGCAAUAAAUACUUAAGUCAUAUAUAUACGAGAGAUCAACAAGAAAAUGCUGAACUGUUAAUGGAAUGGCGAACUUUUUUGGAGGAAUAUGAAAGAGAAAACGGAGGUGAAAAGAGAGUCUUACUUGCGGAAGCUUACUCUCCAAUCAAUGUUAUUGACCAAUAUUUCGGCAAUGAGACGCAUCCUGCUGUACAUUUACCUUUCAAUUUUAACCUUAUGUCCUUGAGUGAAUCAUCUAGUGCCAGAGAUUUAGAAGUAUCGAUAAAUGAAUGGAUGGAGGUAAUGUGGAUAAAACACAAGUCAGCUAAUUGGGUACUAGGUAAUCACGAUAACCCGAGAGUUGGUGACCGUUUGGGAAAAGAAAAGAAAGAUCUGUUUAAUAUAAUACUCGCUGGAUUGCCUGGAACAACUGUCACAUAUUAUGGUGAAGAAAUAGGCUUGGAUAAUGUUCCCACUGAAUGUACAAACAUAACAUGUGACUUCCGUGAUUCAGAACGAACUCCUUUCCAAUGGAAUGAUAAAGUGUCUGCUGGAUUUUCUGUUACUAACGAAACUUGGUUACCAGUUUCUGGAGAUUAUACAACACUUAAUGUUAAGGUUCAAAGAGGAGUAGUAAGGAGUUCCUUAAAUAUAUUUAAGGAAAUGCAAAAUCUUAAGCAAACAGCUGCAUUUAGAGCAUUCAAAAAUGAUGGAGCUUGGAAUUAUGGUGCUGUUAAUGAUCAAGUAUUCCAGAUAAUAAGAUCUAAUUCAAAUGAGGAGUAUCGCAUUCUUGCUAAUCUGGGCAAUGAACUUGAGGUCAUUGGACCUUUAUGUAAUUCUGUGGAAGAAAGUGAAUGUUCAAUGGAAUACAUAUUGGUGACAAAAUAUUCACCUCAUCGUGUUGGGGACAUGGCCAACUUAAACAAAAUUUAUAUGAUGCCGUUUGAAGCAGUUGUCUUGAGGAGAACAAUUUCAAAGCAAAAAAAAUAGUUUACAAUAAAAUAGGAAUAACAAUA